AUGGAGCUGCCGGCGCAAGACGAGCAGAAUACCAUCACGCGCCUCACGCGCCCGUCCCGCAAGGCAGCGAAGAAGGCCCGGAAGACCGCGGUCAAGAAGAAGGCGCGGACGGAGGAGAUCAUGGUUUCCGAGGACUCCGCCGACGACGACGAGGCCGCCGACGCGGCCGGCGACGGCGGCGGCGACGCGCGCGACGGCGCCGGCGACGCGGACGCCGUCUCGGGCCUCCGGGACGCGCUCCGCGAGAGCGCGUCGGGUGGCUUCUACUCGACGGUGCAGUACAACCUCGUGCGCGAGGCCCAGGCGGGGACGCGGUCGCUGUCGCCCGGGCUCGUCGCGCAGGCGCUCGUGGCCAUGGCCCUGCUGCUCCUGUCGAUCGUCGCGCUGGGGGCGGUCUGGUUCGCGCAGAGCGCGGACUUCUCGUGGUACAACUACCUCGAGGACGACGAGUACAUGGCCUACCUCUACCCGCAGGGGCCGCCCCAGCCGUCGCGGACCGACGCCCUCAACCCCAACGGGCGGAUCCUCUACUUUGGGGUCCCCGUCUUCGUCUUCAUCACGCUCGUCGCGACCGCGGUGAGCAUCACCUUCGAACUCGAGGGCGCCAUCGAGAGCCUGAUCAUCAGCGCGGGCCUGCUCUCGAGCACCUUCGUCGACGGCGGGCGCGUGACGCUGCCGCGGACUUUCGCGGCCUGGACCUACGUCGCCUUGGCGUUCCUCGUGCAGCAGCUCCGCCUGCUAUUGGCCCUCGUCAUGGUCGAGCAGACGAUCCAGAUCGUCGGCACGUCCGACGGCCCGCUGAACAUCCUGCUGAACGCGACGGCGCUCAUGUUCCUCCUCGGCCUCGACAGCGGCUUCGGCAUCGGCGCGACGCGCUCCGCCGUGCCGGAAACAACCGGUGGAACGCCCCGUCCAGCAAAAACUCUCGAGCUCGGUCACAUCGAAGUCGAUUCGGCUGAUUUUUGGACGGAUCGUUUUCUCUCGGCGAGUUCUUUCUAG
This is a messenger RNA of Aureococcus anophagefferens, 999 nucleotides long. RefSeq lists its product as hypothetical. The record is from RefSeq and is a predicted model, not a curated record. Lineage: Eukaryota; Pelagophyceae; Pelagomonadales; Pelagomonadaceae. The coding region runs from base 1 to 999 and encodes 332 amino acids. The transcript has a single exon.